CUAUUUGGCGUAGUCCAAAAUAGCUUGUGUUAUCGAAGGGAGAUAACUGUUGUAUCUGAAUGAAAUUAAAGUUACUCCCCUUGUUCCGCAGCAAAACUGAGAGUUAUGACCCUUGUCAAUAUACCGAAAGGCUUUCAAUGCGCAAGUCCUUUUCUAAAUGGACGAACAGGGAUAGGUUUGUGUGGUUAAAUUAGGGGAUAUUAUAUCCAGAAAUAUGACACUGUUUACCAAAAUUUUCCAAAUAAUAAAGUAUUGUUUACAUAGUAUAGUUACCGUUCUGUCGUUGUAAAAGGAAAAAAAAAAUUAACGGAUGGGUUCUGAAAGGUUACUAAUUUGGUGGAUAAGUUUUGAUUCAUGUCAUAUCUUGCAGUUCAGCAACAUGUUAAGCAAAAUGGCGGACCGUGUUUUCACGUACUCUUUCUGUGUGUGAGAAGUUUUGUUAACUGUGAGGUAUAAAAUUGCAUGUUGGGUCAGGAAAAUGCCGAAGUCCAAAAGCAAAUCGAAGAGUGCAGCUCCCUCGGGUUCUGGUGGGUCCAAGGGACGUAAGACACCCCCCCCCCCUUCCCCCUCCCAGUGUGAAGGAAUUCACGAUGAUGUAGGCCUAGUGGAUCAUGGACAGGAAACAUGCGGGAAUGAUGGGAUGGUUCAGACGGACAUACGUCAAAGUUUAUGCCAAACUGCCAGUCCCACCCAGGCUCCUGAGCUUGAAACAGGUGAUACAAACCACCCUGUUAGUGUCAUGUCCUGUAACGCACCUAGUUUAGGAUUACAUGUGUCGAAUCAAACUAGACAAAACAUCACUGACGGUCAAUUUGUAAAUUUGGCCUCUCUACUUCCGUCCAGCACGCUUCCGGGGCAUUUGUCUUUAAAUGACAAUGGUGAAAUUGUCUCCAGGGAAGCCCAGUCAAAAUCUAACGACACAUUAGACAAAUGGGUAGAUGCUUUUCUCAUUUGCAUGGAUAUUUAUAUCAGUGCGCACCCAAUAGCUGCGCGUAGUAUGCUGAAAUACGUUUACACAAUUCGAUUAGGUGCAAAGAGGGCAGCUAUAGGAUGGAAAGAGUAUGAUGUACAAUACAGACUAAGAAAGGGAGAUAACCCAUCCGCUUCGUGGGGAGAGGUUGACACUGAGCUGUGGCUUCUUUACAUGGGUUCUAACAACCACGGAAGAGCUGUUUCUCAUACUUACAAGCAGGGCCGCAGUCAGGGCACAUGCUAUGACUACAACUUUAAGGGCACGUGUUUUAAGCAUCCUUGUCUAUAUUUGCAUUUGUGCAUGCGCUGUGGAGGUGACCAUCCCAUUUCAAUGUCCAACAUGCAAAAAUCAUUUCUCCCUCAGCAACAGCCCUUUCUUGGCCAAAGAAGGACUUCACUCCAGUUUCUCGCUAAUACUAGACAAACAUUCAACACAAACCGGUACACAUAUACCAACCCCAGAGCACGAAACCCAUCUCACACCCCCAGAUAUAUAGGCUUUAGGCCGAACCCCAGUCAACCUGGAGGCUUUAGACAAAAAUCUAGCAUUGUAUCCUGAUCGAGAAGCAGCUCGAUCACUUUCUGAUGGGUUUCGUUCUGGCUUUCGUUUACAUUAUCAUGGCCCUCGGCUUUUUAAAGAAUCGAAAAACAUCAUUUCAGCUCUUGAACAUGAGUCUGAAUUAUGGGAAAAGAUAAAGAAAGAGAUAAACUUCUGUACAAUAUCUAGGCCUUUCUCGCAGCGUCCGAUAUCAAACUUGAGAGUGUCUCCAAUUGGGUUGGUUCCUAAAUCGAACGGGGGCUGGGGGCUCAUUACUCACCUUUCAUUUCCAUCUUCAGACAGUGUUAAUGAUUUAUAGAUCUAGAAAUGUGUUCUGUAAAUUACACUUCAUUUCACAAGGUUUUAGAAAUGAUAGCUGGGUUGGGUUGUGGGGCACUGAUUGGUAAAAUGAAUGUAAAAUAUGCCUUUAGGUUACUACCCGUUUAUCCAGGAGAUUUUGAUUUACUCGACAUGAAAUUCCAGAGUAACUAUUUCAUCGACAAAUGUUUGUCAAUGGGUUGUGCCAUUUCGUGUCGGGUUUUUGAAACAUUUUCACCUUUCUUACACUGGCUAACAGUACAUACCACAAAUGAAAACACCAUGGAUCACUACCUAGAUGAUUUUAUUUUUGCUGGAGCUGCAGGCACGAAUAUAUGUGAAAAUAUCAUGUCAACAUUUGAAAGACUGUGUUUUGAAUUAGGAGUCCCUUUAGCUUCCGAAAAGACAGUAGUCCUUCAACGACCCUCACGUUCCUGGGUUCCGAAAUUGACACUGUUCAAAUGCUUAUGCGGAUUCCUGCCAAAACACGUGAGGAAUUGUCAAGCCUUUUGGGUGAAUUUUUAACACGUAAGAAAGUAACCUUACGUGAAAUACAAUCGUUGACGGGCAAACUAAAUUUCUUUUGCAAAGCCAUUCGGCCAGGUAGAACAUUUAUUAGACGUUUUCAUGAUGCCACAAGUCGAGUGAGUAAACCGUAUCAUUUUAUUCGAACGGGCAAAGAGCUUCGUUCCGACACGCAGAUGUCGUCACAUUUUCUGGACAACUUUAAUAGAACAGUGUAUUUUUCGAGUGAUGUUUGGUCGUCUGAAUCGGUUCUGAAAUUGUAUACUGACAGUGCCAGGUCUACUGAAUUAGGAUGUGGGGCAAUUUUUCAGAAAGAGUGGGUAUUUUACCCAUGGCCAGCUGCUUGGGCUGAGAUGGAAGUUAUGUGUGAUAUGACUUUUCUUGAACUCGUCCCAGUCAUUUUAGCUAUUAUGAUAUGCGGUAGCAAGUUAUCAAACAAGAGGGUGCUGCUAAAUAUCGAUAACGAAGCCCUGAUUGCAAUCCUGAACAGACAAACAUCUAAAUCUAGACCUGUCAUGGGACUAGUAAGGCCCCUUUGUUCUGAAUACAAUGUUUCACAACAUAACAUUUAAAGCGGUACAUACUGCUGGUCAAGUUAAUUUAACGGCCGACGCAAUUUCUCGUAAACAUUGGGACAGAUUCAGAGAAGUGUCCCCAUCAGCCAAUGUAUCACCAGAGCCGGUCCCAGUCGAGUUCCAUACUCUGAUCUCCAGCCUGAAGUUGACAGACUCCUCCGAGCAGCACUCUCAGAAAAUUCACACGCAACCCAAAGAACUGGUUUAGCUUCUUAUUUUCAAUUUUGUGCACAAGUAGACAUCCAAAAUGCUUGGCCUCCUCAGCUGGAAUUCAUUGUUUUCAUGCAUAGCUCAUUUGUCAAUACGAGGUCUAACUUACUCUUCAGCAAAGGUCGUACUUAUCUGCGAUCUCGUACAGAUGUAAGUUAGAAGGGCAAGUGGAUUACUCAUCAGAUUUUGUGGAUUCCAAAUUAAUGCAGGGAAUGAAACGUAUUCACCAUAGCCCGGACAGCAGACUACCUAUCACCAAAGAAAUCUUGCAGAAAGUUUUUCGCGUGUUGCCGAGUGUUUGUGCUAAUACGUAUGAGUCAACCUUAUUCACAGCUGCUUUUUCUUGGGCGCAUUUUGCCUUCCUUAGGGUCGGAGAGUUUGCGGUAUCUAGGGCAAAGCCUGAUUAUCAGGUUAUCAGCCGGGCUGAUAUUCAUUUGGACACAAAGGCAGAGACUCUAACCCUAAAUAUCCGCUAUUCUAAGACUGAUCAAACAGGCAAAGGUGUAACAAUCAAAGUAGACAAGCAAGCGGGAAAUCCUAGUAUUUGUCCCUACACAAGCAUGGGAACAUAUCUUUCAAACCGAUCACACAUCAAGAGCCCUUUGUUUUGUCACUUCAGUGGUGCCCCACUCACUCGGUAUCAGUUUUCUGCAAUACUUCAGAAAUGUUUGAAGGUUUUAAACAUGCAGAAUUUGAAAUACAGAGGUCACUCCCUGCGAAUUGGUGCAGCCACAGACCUGGCAUUGGCAGGCGGGACAGCAGAAAUGAGUAAACGAGCAGGCCGGUGGCGGUCUGCCUGUUAUCAAUCAUAUAUACGUGUGCCAUUGUUAAAAUAACUGAUAAAUGUAAAACAAUGAUAUCGUUUAGGUCUUUCAGCGUGCAUCUGGGUUAUAGACUCCUCCAUAGUCAAAAGAGCUUUCACUGCAGCAGUCAUAAGACCUGGUGGCCCUGAUUUGGGAUUGUCAAGAAUAGGGUACACAUUGGUGGUGGCAGGGAUACAGUGGGAUGAGUUUGCAGCAGGCCAGAAACAAAAUAGGGUUGUUGAAACAUAUCGGCCCCCAGCCGACUGUCAUUGUAUUACAUUGUGGUGGGAAUGACAUAGGCAAAGCAGCUAUACGAAAACCAAGAUUGGCUAUGUUUUCUUUAUUUGAUUACAUCAUGAAUGAGUUCCCGAAUUUGAAAAUAAUCUGGUCACAAAUAUUACCUAGAUUAGAAUGGCGAUAUUCUGGCAACAACGCUGUUAUAAAUCAAGCCAGGAAAAGGUUGAACUCCGUUGCCAGAGGUCUAGUCAUU
Molecule: messenger RNA, 4431 nt
Organism: Liolophura sinensis
Lineage: Eukaryota; Metazoa; Mollusca; Polyplacophora; Chitonida; Chitonidae
Source: RefSeq, a predicted model, not a curated record